UGGAGUGAGGCAGCAGCUGUAUGAGUGAGUAACAGAGAGAGGUGUAGGAACAGAGACAGGAUGAUAUCUUAAUUAUAAGCUUCUAUAAUUGUCUCCUGACCAGACUGGAGGUUUCUUUUUCAGUUUGUUUUGGUUAUGGCUGAAAACUAAAGAAAAAUGAAUUUGAUAACCAUCUUAUCUGAUGAUUGAUACUCACAAACAGGAUAUUGUUAACUUCUAUUUAAAAAGAAAAACGCUUUUGAAGUUAUUCUAAAUUUGAAACGAUACACAAACUUUUGUUAUUGGUUUGAAGGAAUGUCAGUUUAGCAAUUAGACAAUAGAUUGUUACUUCACAUCAUCAUGCUGCUGGCUCUGCUUCUGGUUCUGAGACUUUGCUCUGACGCUCGCUCCUCCGAGUCCACGUCUAAAACUAUCCAGUACCGGGUUUGGGAGGAGCAGCCGACGGGAACUCGGGUCGGCCGUCUGGUGGAUGACCUCCGGCAGAGAGAUGAAGGCGGUCCUCUGGAGGAUUUCCAGGUGGUGGAGCACGGAAAAGCCCUUCCCUUCUCCAUCAGCACUCGAGACGGGGUCGUCACAACACAAGGCCGGCUGGACAGGGAGGAGCUGUGCAGCGGAUCGGAUCUGUGCGAGAUGGCGUUCAGCGUCCUCUACAGGAAGGGCGGUGCUGUAAACUGCCUGCGAGUUCGCGUGGAGGUGAUGGACCUGAAUGACCACAGUCCCAGCUUCCCCAGCGCUUUACAGGAAGUGGAGAUCUCAGAGACGGCUGGCCUCAGGAUGCGGAUCCCUUUGGACCGGGCCGUGGAUCCUGACGCAGGGCCUAAUAGCCUCCAAACAUACUCGCUGUCCGUCAAUCAACACUUCACUCUGGAUGUGACUGGUGGGGCAAAACAGGCGGAGCUGGUGGUGAUCAAAGAACUGGACAGGGAGGUUCAGGCCACAUUCGACCUGAUGCUGGUUGCAUGGGAUAAAGGGAACCCCCCAAGGUCCGGGAGCACCUUAGUACGUGUUAAUAUUCAGGAUUCAAAUGAUAACAGCCCUGUGUUUGAGGACAGCACCCCUACUGUGGAGCUAUCUGAGGAUACAGCCCGUGGGACAAUCAUCAUCAACCUCAAGGCCACGGAUCCCGACCAGGGUGCCAAUGGGCAAGUGGAAUAUUCGAUAAGCAAACACACAAGUCCGUUGGUUAAGAAGCUCUUCCUUGUUGAUCCAGAGACUGGAGCUGUGAGUAUCAAUGCUCCUUUGGACUACGAGGUCCAGCCCUCUUACGAAGUCAUCAUACAGGCCCGUGAUCGUGGGCCCAAUGCAAUCCCCACACACUGCAAACUGCACGUGAAGCUGAGAGAUGUGAACGACAACGCACCGAGGAUACACAUGAACUGGGCUCCAGCCAACUCACCUGUGGCGACUGUGCUGGAAGGAGCCAAAGAAGACACCUUCAUCGCUCUGGUGAUGGUUUCUGAUGCAGAUGCAAGAGAAAAUGGCAAAGUGAGAGCGCACAUUCAGCAAGGAUCUGGGCCUUUUCGCCUGAAACAUAUCCAGGGUGACAGUUACAUUAUUGUUACCAAUGGCACCCUGGACCGAGAAAAGGAGACACAUUACAACAUCACUGUCAUCGCCCAGGAUUAUGGGGAUCCCCCACUGUUUUUCGUCAAACAUCUGCUUGUCCAUGUUCUGGACGAGAACGACAAUGCCCCGGUGUUUUCCAACUCCCUCUAUAAGGCGUCCUUCAAGGAAAACAACGUGGCGGGCUACCACGCUCUCAAAGUUGAAGCCUACGAUGUGGACUUAGAGUUCAGUGGAAGAGUGUCUUACUCCAUACGCAACUUAAAUGAAGUGGAAAUGAGCGCAAUACCCUUCUCCAUCCACCAGACCAGUGGUGUCAUAAGCGUCCAGAAGCCGCUAGACUUUGAGGAAUCCCGCAGUUAUACUUUAAUGGUGGAGGCCAUUGACCAGGGUUAUCCACCUCUCACCAGCACGGCCUCGGUCCAAAUUGACAUCCAAGAUGUGAACGACAACUACCCAAUUAUCAAAGAGCCAAAACCCAGAAACGGUGUUGCUUUUCUAAAUGUACCAGUCAAUACAGACAAGGGGGAGAUUGUGACGGAGCUGGGGAAUGAAACGGAAGAUGGAUCCACACCUUUGCCGAUUAAUCGCUCAGUUGCAGAGGGGUUCGUUGGAUUCCUUGCGUCCACCAUAAAGGCCGAAGACCCAGACUCGGGGGUGAACGGACAACUCAGCUACCUCAUCACGGAUGAAAACCCUAAUGGACUGUUCUUGUUGGACGAGGCUACAGGCCAGCUGUUUGUUAACACCACUAAUGCUACUGAGCUAAUUGGGAAAACCUUUAAAGUCAACAUUGCUGUUUCUGACAUGGGCACUCCUAGCCUGACAACCAAGGCAAGUCUAGAGGUGACUUUCAUCAAUCUUAAAGACCAUCUGAAGAACUCCUCACCUGGUAACAGAAGUCAUCUCAGCUUCACUAUGAUGAUGGCGAUCUGUUUUGGUGGCACCUGUCUGCUGCUCCUGUUGGCCUUCGCUUUGGUGACGACCUUCUGCCGCCCCGAAAAACGUGACAGCCGGGCAUACAACUGCAGACAGGCCGAGUCCACCUACACCCGCCACCCUCGACGCCCCCAGAAGAACAUCAGGAAGUCUGACAUUCAGCUAAUUCCCGUCAUCAGAGGCCGAAAAGACGAUGAUAGUGAAUCCCAGCCACUGGCCCCGCCUCCAAUGACGUCAGACGAGGAACAAACUGAGAGGCAGUAUACCUUAACGCCAUCAGUCUUAAAUACAAGCUUCCAUUCCCAAGGCUUCCCAGAAGGGGAGUCCACCCACCACUGUAAAACGCUCCGGAAACCUGGAAAUAUCGAACUUGAUGGCACUUUGCCAUUAACACCCGCCACAUCGUACAGGACGCUUCGGAAAUCCAGGAACCCUUCUUCAUCUUCUUCUUCUGUGUCGCAUUCGAGCACCUUGAAGCGUCCAACUCACGUUAAAGAAGAGGAGGCACAGCAGAGUUCAUCCAGCCAGGCGACUCUCAGGAGGCCGAGGACUUCAGAGGGAAGAGGACCUGAAGCAGAACAUCGACAGAUGCUUAGAAACCUGGUUCGUCUGUCCAUGGCCGCCUUCGGAGACUCCAUCCAGCUUUCCUCAGCUUCCCCAGAAGUGCAGCAGAUCUCCCAGCUCCUCUCUCUCCUCCGGCAGGGUCAGCUGCAGCCUCGGACCAACUUCAGAGGAAACAAAUACUCUCACCGCAACGGCAGAUAUGGAGGUCAGGACUGUUCUGAUUGGCAGAGCACCAAAGACAGCGGACACGGUGAGAGCGAGGCUGGAGACGUCGACUGGGAACCGGGAAGAGACUCUCCUAUAGACCCCCAGCUGGAGGAGGGCCUCAACCACCUGCUCAACAACACAGACGACGUGUUCUCGGAGGUCAGCGAUCCGUCCUGGAUGGCCCGCCUCUCUCUCCCGCUCAGCAGUGAUUACCACGACAACGUCUUUGACCCCACCGGGCCACCGUCCCCUGAAAGUGAGCUUCCCCCCCGGGACACCCUGGACUCCUCCUCCUUCUCCACAUUCGGUAAGACUCCAGAGAAAGAGGGUCCUCUGGGGGGGGCGCUGCUCUCUGAGGUCAGCACCCUGUUUGAGAUGCUGAUGACCCAGAAAGCAGACUCUCACCCCGGCCCUCGACCCGACGUGCUGUACCGUCUCUCCGCUGCGUACCGACGCUCGCUGGGCCUCGAUGCUAACGCUACCAACGCUACCAACGCCCCAAAGCACUCUGGGAACUCUGGGAACUCUGAGAAGAGGCCCGACCACACUGCACCGCCUGGACUUUACCAAUAACAGUAACGUCCGUUCACUGAACACUGGAAAGACUCUGGGUAGGAGGAGGAUUUCAGAGGCAUUAUGUGAUGCAAUAUGAUUUGAAUGACUGUAAAUAAAUCCACGAUGAAUCAUUUUUUGUAGAAUCACAACUUCAGGAUGGGUCACGUUCAACACUUCUGUAGCAAAACUGAAAUGAACGAGAGUCUGAGGUUGCGUGUCUGAAAUACAUAAAACAUUCAAAUGAAUACCAUAAAAUGCCAGCUCUAACUGAAGGCUUUGUUGAAAAUGUAGGUCUUCAACGCGCUCUUAAAAGUUUGGACACUGUCUGCCUCUCUGAUGAAAACAGCAAGUAGGUUCCAGAGAAAAGGAGCUUGGACUCCUGAUCUGAAAUAUGAUUUGAAUGACUGUAAAUAAAUCCACGAUGAAUCAU
This is a messenger RNA of Trematomus bernacchii (emerald rockcod), 4258 nucleotides long. It is a transcript of the gene pcdh12, whose product is annotated as protocadherin 12. Gene Ontology annotation, biological process: homophilic cell-cell adhesion. NCBI's taxonomy places the organism in Eukaryota, Metazoa, Chordata, Actinopteri, Perciformes, Nototheniidae. Gene Ontology annotation, cellular component: plasma membrane. The record is from RefSeq and is a predicted model, not a curated record. The transcript is spliced from 5 exons. Gene Ontology annotation, molecular function: calcium ion binding. Bases 340 to 3846 code for a protein of 1168 amino acids.